This is a messenger RNA of Hyposmocoma kahamanoa, 1403 nucleotides long. It is a transcript of the gene Arpc1, whose product is annotated as actin-related protein 2/3 complex subunit 1A. Bases 184 to 1305 code for a protein of 373 amino acids. Gene Ontology annotation, molecular function: actin filament binding. Gene Ontology annotation, biological process: Arp2/3 complex-mediated actin nucleation. NCBI's taxonomy places the organism in Eukaryota, Metazoa, Arthropoda, Insecta, Lepidoptera, Cosmopterigidae. Gene Ontology annotation, cellular component: Arp2/3 protein complex; actin cytoskeleton. The record is from RefSeq and is a predicted model, not a curated record. The transcript is spliced from 3 exons.
GGGAGAAAUCGUUCCCUGAUUUUAUUAAUUUUUGUGUUUCAUUCCGAAUUUCACCUCUGAUAUCGGUGUCAAUUUAAUGUGUUGAUUACUCCACAUAAACCUGUAAUAUUAUAGGAAUUCGCGUUGACUGACCAGAGUCCGCGAAUUCUGCUUAUCAACACCUUAUCGUACCGGAUAGCUGCAAUGUCUCAAACUAUUUCGUUCGGUGACUCAUGCGCUCCUAUAACUUGUCAUGCUUGGAACAAGGAUAGGACUCAAAUCGCAUUAUCACCCAACAAUAAUGAAGUGCAUAUCUACCAAAAGGAUGGCAAUGAUUGGAAGCAGACUGAUAAUCUGGUUGAUCAUGACUUAAGGGUUAUGGGCAUUGACUGGGCUCCAAAUACCAACCGUAUUGUAACAUGUUCAGUUGACAGAAAUGCCUAUGUGUGGACACAGGGAGAUGAUGGAAAGUGGACAACAACUCUGGUGCUGCUACGUAUCAAUCGAGCUGCUACUUGCGUGAAAUGGUCUCCUAUGGAGAACAAGUUUGCAGUUGGUUCUGGUGCAAGAUUGAUCUCAAUCUGCUAUUUUGAGAAGGAAAACAACUGGUGGGUCUCCAAGCAUAUUAAAAAGCUCAUUCGUUCUACUGUUACUGCCCUUGACUGGCACCCAAACAACAUGCUUUUAGUGGCUGGUUCAGCAGAUUUCAAGGUUAGAGUUUUCUCAGCCUAUAUUAAAGAUAUUGAAGAGCAACCUGGCCCUAAUGUAUGGGGUACUAAACUCCCCUUAGGUCAACUCUUGGCCGAGUUCCCCAACUCCACCUCUGGAGGUGGUUGGGUUCACAGCGUCUCCUUCUCAGCAGAUGGAAACAAGGUGGCUUGGGUAGGACAUGACAGCUCCAUCAAUAUAGCUGAUGCUACUCAAGGAAAAACUGUCAUAAAACUAAAGACUGAAUACCUGCCAUUCCUAGGGUGUUGUUGGAUCACAAACAGCGCACUUGUUGUGGCAGGCCAUAGCUGCAUUCCACUACUGUACUGUCAUGAUGGACAGGACAUCAAGUUUGUUGCUAAACUUGACAAUACCCAAAGAAAAGAGUCUGGUGGAUUGUCUGCCAUGAAAAAGUUCCAGUCUCUCGAUAGACAGGCUCGCAUUGAGACCAAUGACACUUUUUUGGAUUCUAUUCACCAAAAUGCAAUAACUUGUAUUAAUCUCUAUAAAGGGACCAAAGCUAAUGGCGAAAAGUUCAGCACUUCGGGACUAGAUGGUCAGCUUGUCAUUUGGGAUGUGGACACCCUUGAGAAAAUGUUUGAAGGUCUCAGAGUCUAAAGAAAUACCUCCGAAUUUAUUUGUAUAAUUUUAUUUAUAAGGAUAAAUAAUCAGUUUACGUGCGAGUUCUGAAGUCACUCUAGAAAACAAACAUAUUG